UGGAAGUAGGCAACCAGUUAUACAUACAUAAUGCAGCCACCGGAUUGGCAGUUACACCGCGCAAGCCUAAAGAGGAAACGCCACGGUGGAAACGUAAAACAGACUCUCUUCUUCUCCGACCACUCACCGUGUGCAGACGUCCUCUCCUCUUCAAGACCUCCACGUGGACAUACACAUACAACCUUGGACCUUGUUAUCAUUUUUGUAGUUGGUAUUGUAAAUAAACCUGUACUAAAACCGUUUCCGUUAGUAAUUCGACGACAACAAUUACAAUUGGUGACCCCGACGUGAUCGAAGAACUACGGGUACGAACAUCCCGACGGGAUCGAAGAACUACGGGUACGAACAUGCCGACUGCCGAAGAACUGCAACAGCAACUCGAAAAACAGCAAGAAGCCAUCCGGAAGCUAGAGCACACUCCAGCCAGUCACAGACAUCGUAGCGAACCCACCAGACAAAGAGAGGAGAAGCAGCUACGAAAGCUGAUAAACGAGAUGGAGCUAGGGGACCGACAACCAUCCCAGUUAUUCCGCGAAAUGAAGGCACUCGCGGGGCAACAGAUGAAUAGCGAAGUCAUAAAAACGCUCUGGCUACAGCGACUUCCACCACAUGUCCAACUCGUGCUGUCUGCGAGCGAGGGAGUACCGCUGGAAAAGAUGGCAGAAAUCGCGGACAAAUUGGCGGAAAUACACAGAAGCAACGCUAUGGCUUCCAGUAUCAACGCGAUAGGCGCCACCAGCGACACGACGCGGCAGAACACCAUCGUACCAACGCAGGAAACCAACCUCAUUACGGUAAUUGCAGACCUCCAGAAACAGAUGGCGGCCUUAUCGGUAGCCGUAACUCAUCUAACCAACACGAGAGGGCGCAGUCCACAAGCACGGCAAAAUGACAGCCGAAAUCGGUCAAGGACACACAGCAGGCAACGCACGGAUCAAAAUGGCGUUUGUCAUUACCACGCCAAGUUCGGUGUAAACGCCCGAAAGUGUUUCAAACCCUGCACGUUUGUACAGCCGGAAAACUAGAGGCGCCGUCGGGUAUCGAGGCGGUACACGACGACGCGCGUCAUCAUCGUCUCUUCGUCACGGAUCCCAAAUCCGGUAUCAGGUAUCUAGUCGAUACCGGAGCAGAGGUCUCAGUCCUGCCGAAAACGUUUUCAGGUAAGGCUCAGUCACAGACACAAGAUACACCCGCCCUAUUUGCAGCGAACAACACACCCAUCCGCACGUUCGGCCAGAAAUUCAUGGU
Messenger RNA from Zophobas morio, 1248 nucleotides. RefSeq lists its product as uncharacterized. The transcript is spliced from 2 exons. The record is from RefSeq and is a predicted model, not a curated record. Lineage: Eukaryota; Metazoa; Arthropoda; Insecta; Coleoptera; Tenebrionidae. The coding region runs from base 348 to 1025 and encodes 225 amino acids.